CUCACUUCCUCCCUAUCAUCAGGUGUCAGAGAAUUGGCAGAGAAACUGUAUUUUUCUUUGCUGUUUUGUGGUUAGAAGUUUAUUUUAUCACUACCCUAUUGGUGUCGAAGAUGCAAAACCUCAUCUUGGGGGAAGAAGCCUGUAGUCAGUUUUUCUGCACCUGAAACUACACAAAGGUUGGAUUUAUUGGGCAGCCUGGUGCCUCCUGCACCUCGUGCCCGUUGGCUCCGGACACAGAUGUGGCUCCUCCUGAGUUAUUUGGUGACUCUGCACGUCCUGCGGCUGGGAUCAGCUGACUUCAGCGUGGUGGGACCAGGCCGCCCUCUCCAGGUCACUGUGGGGCAGGACGUCGUGCUGCCAUGUCACUUGUCCCCCAGCAUGGACACUCGGAGCUUGGACAUCAGGUGGAUCCGGCCCCGGUUCUCCAAAACGGCGCACCACUACCGAAAUGGAGAGGACCUGUACAGUGAACAGCUGAGGGAAUAUGUUGGGAGGACAGAGGUGGUCAGGGAUGGUCUCUCCCGUGGACGCCUGGACUUGCGAAUCUCUGGGUUGAGACCCUCUGAUGAUGGUCAGUACGUCUGCACGGUGACAGAUGGUGCCUCUUAUGGAGAAGCUAUGGUGGAUGUGGAGGUGUCAGCUCCCUUUUUCCACAAUGCCCGUCCCUGGAUGGUUGGUGUGGGUGUGGUCCUCCUGCUUUUAGUGGUGUUCCUUGGCCUCGCUGCUUAUCUGUGGAGAAGGAAAGUGCUGCAGUCCAGAGAGCUGGAGACAACAGUUGCAGGACUGAAGGGUGAGUGUCUGUGAGCUCUGUCAUGGCAUGGAGUCCUGUCCCGGGUGCUGUGUGCUCGGCCCUGUGAGAGACCGGACUGUAAGAACAUUUGUCUCAAAGAUUGCUUGCUCAAGCAGAAAUCCCCUCCAGCUACUGAGUGGGAUAAGGACGAUAGCCGGGGCAUAGAGACUUUCAACCUGUGAAAAACGCCCUUCGGGGUCAUGGGCAGCUCAGUCAGAUGACAGCUGUGUGAAGAACAGGGCUGGAACUGCAAGAAGUGUGUGCACGUGUGCAGGAACACUGAGCCGUGUCGCAUGUGCUGUGGUGAAAACCACCACUGGUAUAAAAGGGAACUGCCAAGAUGAGGGGGUCCGCACCUUCGCCCACCAUCACAGAAUGAGAGAUUUGGGCCCCCGAAAUGCUGUGGAUUCCUGCCUUCACCCACAAGACGCUGUGGUUUUGCACCUCCACCCACCACCACAGAAUGAGAAAUUUGGACCCCCGAGACGCUGUGGAUCCAUGGCAGUGACUAUUCUUAUUUUUCUAUCCCAGAGUCUUGCUUGGUUUUCUGCCUUUCUUUUCUGCUCUGUCCUGUCGCUCUUAUUG
Grus americana (Whooping crane) is the source of this 1375-nucleotide messenger RNA. Its product is annotated as myelin-oligodendrocyte glycoprotein-like. The transcript has 6 exons. The record is from RefSeq and is a predicted model, not a curated record. NCBI's taxonomy places the organism in Eukaryota, Metazoa, Chordata, Aves, Gruiformes, Gruidae. The coding region runs from base 238 to 804 and encodes 188 amino acids.